Messenger RNA from Peniophora sp. CBMAI 1063, 945 nucleotides. The record is from the annotation of a GenBank genome assembly. NCBI's taxonomy places the organism in Eukaryota, Fungi, Basidiomycota, Agaricomycetes, Russulales, Peniophoraceae.
AUGGCGCCGUUUGACCUAGAUGCUUGCAUCGAGCAACUACUGAAGAAACAACUGCUACAUGAAGCCUUGUUACGCGAACUGUGCGAGAAGACGAAGGAGGUGUUGAUGCGCGAAUCAAAUGUUGUGCACGUUAGCGCGCCAGUCACAGUGGUGGGGGAUAUACACGGACAGUUCUACGAUCUCAUUGAGAUAUUCCGGAUAGGAGGUUAUGCGCCACACACCAAUUAUCUCUUCCUCGGUGACUACGUUGAUCGCGGACUCUUCAGCGUCGAGACAAUAUCGCUCUUGACUUGUCUGAAGCUUCGGUAUCCGGACCGAGUGCAGUUGAUACGAGGGAAUCAUGAAUCAAGAGCCGUCACACAGAACUACGGUUUCUACACGGAGUGUGUCCGUAAAUACGGCACGUCUCGUGUAUGGACGUAUUUCACGGACAUGUUCGAUUUCCUAACGCUGUCCGUGGUCAUCGACGACAAGAUCUUCUGCGUACACGGAGGCUUGUCCCCUUCAAUUCACUCGAUUGACCAGAUCAAGGUUGUCGACCGCUUCCGGGAAAUCCCCCAUGAAGGCUCGAUGGCGGACCUCGUCUGGUCAGAUCCUGAUCCAGAGAAAGAGGAUUUCGCUAUGUCACCCAGGGGUGCAGGGUACACAUUCGGCUCUGGGGUGGUUCAUAAGUUCCUCGAGACAAAUCAGAUGUCGCACAUUCUCCGGGCACAUCAACUGUGUAUGGAAGGCUACUCCUCGCUCUUCGACAAGCACUUGUCCACGGUUUGGUCGGCGCCGAAUUACUGCUACCGCUGUGGAAACUCUGCAAGCAUCCUCGAAGUCGGGCCUAACGGCGCGAUGUUCUUUAACGUUUUCGACGCGGCGCCUGAGAACGACCGUGACGGACCCGCGCAGCAAGCCCAGCAGAACGCGGGUGGCAAGCUACCAGAAUAUUUCUUAUAG